This is a messenger RNA of Formica exsecta, 5471 nucleotides long. It is a transcript of the gene Uba1, whose product is annotated as ubiquitin-like modifier-activating enzyme 1. The transcript has 5 exons. The record is from RefSeq and is a predicted model, not a curated record. Gene Ontology annotation, cellular component: cytoplasm; SUMO activating enzyme complex. Lineage: Eukaryota; Metazoa; Arthropoda; Insecta; Hymenoptera; Formicidae. Bases 678 to 3923 code for a protein of 1081 amino acids. Gene Ontology annotation, biological process: protein sumoylation. Gene Ontology annotation, molecular function: SUMO activating enzyme activity.
CUCGUCCGUGACGUGUCCAAUCAGAGUCGAUCGUGACAGCUCGAAGUUGGCGAGAGCGAGCGUGAGAUAUCCAUGCAUAUAUUCAACGCGAACGGACAAGAUCGGCAAAUCCGCGAAAUCGUGUAGCAACAGCGAAUGAGAGAACGCGAGGGGGCGAGAGGGGCGAGGUGCGCGGGGCAGCGUGGUCGGUAGAAGUUGGACCCGUAGGUGUAUCGUGACGCGAGGAUCUCGUCGGCGUUCUCCGGAAAAGGGACAAAGGCGGUGAUCUCCGAACGGACACGAAGACGAAGUCGCGGGGCUGCGAAGAGGUGGAGCGAAGGAGGGGAGUGGUGGGGCGACGGCGGCGGCAGAGUGAGGUUGGUCGGUGCGCGUACGUCCGUGGUUGAUAUACGUUCUCGUGCUGAUUGGUAUCGUCGUCGCCCGUCGGUACCGAGGUACAGUUCCAGCGUUCCCGAGGUUCGGAGAGCCGUGUGCGUGUGUGUGUGUGUGUGUGUGCUCGUGCACGCGCGCGCGCGUGGUGGCAAGCGCGGUCGGAAAGAGAGAAAGGAGUAGAGAGAGAGAAAGAGAAAGGUGGAAGGGUGAGAACGAAAGAGAGGAAAAGAGUGAGCAUAAUCAGGGGAAACAAUCGACGGCACAUAAUCCGUCACUGUCUCCGUGACUGUCCGUGAAGUCCUCCGAUGUCUAGUGCUGAGGUGGUGGAGAGCUCCGUUGAUCCCCCAGCCAAGAAGCGACGCGUUGGUGCUGCCAGCACGACGGGAGGAGCCGACGACGAGCCGACAAACGUGGCGCAGGUAGACAUAGACAUGGCGAAAAACGGAUCUACGAGCUCCGGCGGCAGCGGCAACGGUGGUAACGGCAGCGGCGGCGGCGCCGGAGGCUCCGCAUCCUCGAGCGGCAGCGGCCGAUCGCCAACCGAGAUCGACGAGGGUCUCUACUCGCGGCAGCUCUACGUCCUCGGCCACGACGCCAUGCGUCGCAUGGCGUCCUCGGACGUGCUAAUCUCCGGCCUCGGUGGUCUCGGCGUCGAGAUCGCCAAGAACGUCAUCCUCGGCGGCGUCAAGUCCGUCACGUUGCACGAUCGCGAAUCCAUGUGCAGUCUCCGGGAACUUGGCUCGCAGUUCUAUCUCACCGAGAACGAUUUAGGUAAAAAUCGCGCGGCCGCAUGCUGCCAGCGCCUGUCGGAGCUCAACAACUACGUGCCUACCCGUCAUUAUUCCGGUGACUUGACCGAGGCGUACCUCCAGCAGUUUAAGGUCGUGGUGCUGACGGAAACGUCGCUGGCCGAACAACUGCGCAUCUCACGGAUCACCCGCGCCAACGGUAUCGCCCUCAUAAUCGCCGACACUCGUGGCCUCUUCUCCCAGGUAUUCUGUGACUUCGGCGACACUUUCACGGUGGUGGACAUGAAUGGCGAGCCGCCGGUGAGCGCGAUGGUCGCUAGCAUUUCCCGCGACAACGAGGGCGUCGUCACUUGUCUAGAUGACACUCGCCAUGGUAUGGAGGACGGUGAUUACGUGACAUUUUCCGAGGUGCAGGGUAUGAUCGAACUGAACGGUUGUGAGCCGAUCAAGAUCAAGGUGCUGGGACCGUACACGUUCAGUAUCGGUGACACUUCCAGGUUCUCCGAGUAUUCACGUGGCGGUAUAGUGACCCAAGUUAAGAUGCCGAAAACUUUAUCCUUCGCGCCGCUGGACGUGGCCCUGAAGAAACCCGAGUUCCUCGUCACGGACUUUGGUAAAUUUGAUUAUCCGGAACAACUGCAUCUGGCCUUUUUAGCGCUACAUCAGUACAAGGAUAAUAAAUGUGCGUUGCCGCGAUCAUGGAAUCAGGCAGAUGCCGACGAGUUUAUCACCAUCGCUGAGAAGGUCAAGGAUAAAUACGGUUUCGAUACCGAGAUCAAUGGUGAACUGCUGCGCACAUUCGCCAAGGUAUCCGCCGGCAAUCUAAACCCCAUGAACGCCACAAUCGGCGGUAUCGUCGCUCAGGAAGUGAUGAAAGCUUGCUCCGGCAAGUUCCAUCCCAUAUAUCAAUGGCUGUAUUUUGACGCCAUCGAAUGUCUGCCCGUCGAUUGUUCGGAACUCACCGAGAAGGAGUGUGCUCCUGUCGGAUCCCGCUAUGACUCUCAGGUGGCUGUUUUUGGCAAAAAAUUCCAGCUCAAACUCGGAAAUUUGAAAUACUUUGUAGUAGGUGCCGGUGCGAUCGGUUGCGAGUUACUGAAAAAUUUUGCAAUGAUCGGCGUGGGUGCGGAAAAUGGUUGCGUUACGGUGACUGAUAUGGAUCUGAUUGAAAAGUCCAAUUUGAAUCGACAAUUUCUGUUCAGACCGUCGGAUGUGCAACAAUCCAAGUCAUCGACUGCGGCCAGAGUCAUCAAAGGCAUGAAUCCGUAUAUGAAUGUGGUCGCGCAUGAGAAUCGGGUAUGUCCGGAAACGGAAAAGAUCUAUAACGAUGAUUUCUUCGAAGUGUUGGACGGCGUGGCGAACGCGCUCGACAAUGUAAAUGCACGCAUCUACAUGGAUCGUCGUUGUGUGUACUAUCGUAAACCUCUACUAGAAUCCGGCACCCUCGGCACUAAGGGCAACACCCAAGUAGUAGUGCCAUUCUUGACCGAAUCGUAUAGCUCGUCACAGGAUCCACCGGAGAAGAGCAUUCCGAUCUGUACACUCAAGAAUUUUCCCAACGCCAUCGAGCACACCUUGCAGUGGGCUCGCGACAGUUUCGAGGGACUGUUUCGUCAAUCCGCGGAGAACGCGGCACAGUACAUCUCCGAUCCACAAUUCAUCGAUCGGACGCUCAAGCUGCCCGGUGUGCAGCCUCUUGAAGUAUUGGAAUCUGUUAAAACGGCCUUAGUCGACGAGAGACCGAGCACCUUUGCCGAUUGCGUGGCUUGGGCUCGUUGUCAUUGGCAAGAGCAGUAUAGCAAUCAAAUCCGUCAACUGCUGUACAACUUCCCGCCGGAUCAGGUGACCUCGAGCGGUCAACCAUUUUGGUCCGGCCCGAAACGUUGCCCGGACCCAUUGACGUUUGAUGUUAAUGAUCCCCUACACAUGGACUAUAUCAUGGCUGCCGCCAAUCUCAAAGCCAAAGUUUACGGAAUACCUACAAAUCGCGAUAGAGAUAUUGCCGAAAUUCUCGCAAUUGUCAAAGUACCGGAAUUUACGCCCAAGUCCGGCGUGAAGAUCGCUGAAACGGAUUCACAGGUGCAAGUGUCAAACGGCAGCGGUAACAUCGAUCACGAGCGACUGACGCAGUUGCAAGAAGAGUUGCCAAAGAUGGAGGAAUUAAACGGCUUAGCAAUAUAUCCACAGGAUUUCGAGAAGGACGACGACACCAAUUUCCAUAUAGACUUCAUCGUUGCAGCGUCAAAUCUGCGCGCUGCCAACUACAAAAUCUCACCGGCCGAUCGGCAUAAGAGCAAACUGAUUGCCGGCAAGAUUAUCCCGGCGAUUGCCACCACUACUUCAGUAGUGGCCGGUCUCGUCUGUCUAGAGCUGUACAAGCUGACGCGCGGUGUUCGUGAUUUAUCACUGUACAAGAAUGGCUUCGUGAACCUGGCGCUACCGUUCUUCGGUUUCAGCGAGCCAAUCGCUGCCCCUAAGCUCAAGUACUAUGACAUCGAGUGGACGUUAUGGGACCGCUUCGAAGUGAAGGGCGAACUGACGCUCAAGGAGUUCCUCGACUACUUCAAGGAACGUCACAAUCUCGAGGUGACUAUGUUGUCGCAAGGUAUCUGCAUGCUGUAUUCAUUCUUCAUGGCAAAACCCAAGUGUCAGGAGCGCAUGGGACUGCUCAUGUCGGAAGUGGUCAAGAAAGUGUCGAAGAAAAAGCUGGAGCCGCAUGUGCGCGCACUCGUGUUUGAGUUAUGUUGCAACGACGAGGACGGGAACGACGUCGAGGUGCCGUACGUGCGCUAUACUCUACCCUGACUCGCCCGCGCAACCUCCGAUCGCGCCAGAUGAUGUCUACUUAACUAAGACACUUUUAGCCGGCGUACAUCUAGUGAUUUCUACAAAUUUCUAUUUUACGACGAUGUAAUACACAGAGGAGACGUUACCGCUGCCGAUCCUCGUCUAUGAACAUCUGUAUGAGGCACUCUCUUUCUUUCUGUAUUUUUCUUUUGUAUGUUCAUUUCUUUUUCUUCGUUCUGUCGCAUCCGACAGAACGUUUCUACCGCCAGCACUUAGUAGUAGUAAUUUCAAGUAGCAAAUGCGCCUGCAAAGUCGAAUUUUUUGAUUUGGUUAGCGAAUAAGAUUAGAUAGAGUGAGCUUUGUCUCCAGGUUUUCUUGAUCAGUCAUUACUAACGUGCUGAAUUAUAGUAUCAAAGGUAAAAAAUCAAACAAAUUGCUUUCAUUCAUAUAUUCUUUCGAAAUAAACAUUGGGACAAGUGCCUAUUCCUAUAUUUUCCUAUAAAACAUUUUAUUUCUGUGGGAUAUCCUUUUUUUUAAUCUGUGAAAAACAUAGAGAAAAUAAUUAAAAAGUUAAUUUUUUUUUCAAUUGAUUUUUUUUUUUAUUACGAAUUACUAAUUUUGUAAACUUAUAUAAAUCGACAAAUAAAUUAUUACCAAAUUUAAGAUAGAUUAUAAAGAAAACUGUAUUGCAAAUUUUUUACUUAUCUUGAUAUUUGCAAAAAUAAAAUCACGCUCGAUUUCUCAUUUCUGAUAUGAUAACCUAGUACAUAUAAUUGCAAUGACUAAUCUGUGGAACCUCCCGAUUCAGUUUCCUAGUUAGUUUUUAAAUUUUGUCUUCUCUUUGCUGUAUAUUUUAUUUCAAUCAGUUUGCUCACAAUACGCUAUAAAGCGUCGCGAUCGAAUACAGAAAAGAAGAAGAAAAAGAAUAAGUGAAGUCGCGUAUGAUAACCCAAAUUUCUACAAGAAAAAAAAUACAGUUCGAUUUGCGUAGAAAAUCUUUAACGAAGCGAUUACUCUUUUCUAGUUAAUUAUUACAUACAGACAUAUAUACACAUACAAAUACACAUGUUAUAUUGUAUAGAAUCGGGUGUAAAUUAAACUAUAGGUAAAACGAAUAUUCGAGAAUCUUUAGACCGUUAUAUAUUAUUAGCUCAGUCUUUAAACGUAAUUUCAUAGAGAGAUGUGUGAAUAAUCAGUAUCGAGUUUUUAAUUGACGCGGUAUGCGCGCGAUCUUGCCUCUUACUCUUCUCUUUGUAUUUCUUGCAAACAAUUUGCUAUUUCAAUAGCAAGGGAACAAUUACUUGACACCUUUCUUUUCUCUAAUUCUUUUUUAAUUUUCUCGCUAAUCCGAGAUUCAAUACACGCGUGCAGUAAGAGUUUAUAUAAUUGAUAUAAUUACGUUCAUUUAAUUUAUCUGCUUUGCAAUGUCUUUCUCGAAUAAUAAUAAUAAUAAUAGUAAUAAUAAUAUAAUAAUAAUGGAUAAACUAUUGGCUAAGGCUGGUUGUUGUUACGACGGAUACACUGCAUUUAAAUUUAUAAAAAGAUGUCUUUGAAGGAAAGAGAAGC